AUGGCGUCUCUUCACACUCUCACAUUUCUUCUCUUCUUAAUUUCCACAAACCUCCAUCUCUUCGGAGCCUCCUCUUCCAACAACCAUGGGUACGACGAUUUCCUCGAAUGCCUAACCGAUCAAUUCCAACGCUCAAACUCCGCUACCGACACAAUCUACACCCCUCAAAACGCAACCUACGCCUCUCUCCUACUCUCACAAAAUCUCCGCCCAGCCUCCGCCCUCCCGCGGCGGCCGGACCUCAUCGUCACCCCACACCGCGUGUCGGAAAUCCAAGCCUCCAUCCACUGCUCCCGUGUUCUCAACCUCCAGAUCAGAGUCAAGAGCGGCGGCCACGACUACGAAGGCCUCUCCUAUGCCUCCGCGUCGGCUCCCUUCGUCAUCGUCGACAUGAGAAACUUCCGAUCGGUUUCAAUCGACGAGAAGGCGAAAACCGCGCGCGUGGAGGUCGGCGCAACCAUCGGCCAGCUCUACUACACGAUCUCCCGGAGAAGCAAAACCCUCGCUUUCCCCGCCGGCGUCUGCCCCACCGUCGGAAUCGGCGGCCACUUCAGCGGCGGCGGCUACGGCAUGAUCUCACGGAAACACUCCAUCGCCGCCGACCACAUAAUCGACGCUACCCUCAUCAACGCAGAUGGCCAAAUCCUAAACAAAAAAAGCAUGGGAGAGGAUCUGUUCUGGGCAAUCAGAGGCGGCGGAGGCACGAGCUUCGGGAUCGUGUUAGAUUUCACGGUGACGUUAGUCACCGUGCCGGAAACCGUCACCGUCUUCAACGUGACACGGACGCUGGAGGAAAACGCGACGGAGCUAGUCGAUAAAUGGCAACACAUUGCCGACAAGGUCGACGAGAAUCUCCUCCUCAGACUCUUCCUAAACCCUACCAACUCUCCGUCGACCGGAAACCUAACAGUCGCCGCCUCAUUCACGUCGCUGUACCUCGGUGGGGCCCGCAACCUUCUUCAUAUAAUGGAAGAGCAGUUUCCCGAGCUCGGAUUGACCGAAGAUGAUUGCAUGGAGAUGAGUUGGGUGGAAUCUCUUCUCUUCUUUGCUAAUGUAGACGAUCAAACCCUAGACGUAUUGUUGGACCGGACGCCGGCGGGCGGGUUCGGAUCCUCGUAUUUCAAAGGGAAAUCAGACUACGUGAGCGCUCCGAUCCCUGUCACCGGUCUUAGGGAGAUAUGGAACUUCCUUCUACAAGAAGAAGGUUCUGGCCUGCAGUUUAGUCCCUACGGGGGAGUUCUGAACACCUACUCUGAUGAGGAAACUCCGUUUCCUCAUCGGAGAGGAAAUAUAUUCAUGAUCCACUAUGCAGUGGGGUGGUCAAACCUCAAUGAAUCGGAAGCGAGUAUUGGUUGGAUUAGGGGGCUCUACGGCUACAUGGCACGCCACGUCACCAAGAAUCCGCGGGCAGCUUACUUCAACUACAGGGAUCUUGAUAUUGGGAGAAACAACAUAGGGAAUACAAGUUACGAUCAAGCUAGUGUUUGGGGGCUCAGAUAUUUUAAGAAUAAUUUUAGGAGAUUAGUUCGUGUGAAGACGAAAAUUGACCCCUCGAACUUUUUCAGAAACGAGCAAAGUAUUCCGUUGUUGGGAUCGUAGUUCGAUGGUAUAGUCAAAUUAAUGGUGAAUAAAAUUGUUGUGAAUUUGAAUAAUGUCUGUAUUAGGGAAAUAAAACAACGUACUUGCUUCGAUUAUAUAUACAUGUAUUUGGACGUGCCAUGUUACCCUAGUUUAUGAUUGUUGAUUGAUUGUGACCACACGCUUGCUAAGUACUCA
This is a messenger RNA of Salvia splendens (bonfire salvia), 1776 nucleotides long. Its product is annotated as berberine bridge enzyme-like 18. The record is from RefSeq and is a predicted model, not a curated record. Bases 1 to 1599 code for a protein of 532 amino acids. Gene Ontology annotation, molecular function: oxidoreductase activity; FAD binding. NCBI's taxonomy places the organism in Eukaryota, Viridiplantae, Streptophyta, Magnoliopsida, Lamiales, Lamiaceae. The transcript has a single exon.